Messenger RNA from Tricharina praecox, 3558 nucleotides. RefSeq lists its product as uncharacterized. The transcript has 9 exons. Gene Ontology annotation, molecular function: triacylglycerol lipase activity. Gene Ontology annotation, biological process: lipid metabolic process. The coding region runs from base 1 to 3558 and encodes 1185 amino acids. NCBI's taxonomy places the organism in Eukaryota, Fungi, Ascomycota, Pezizomycetes, Pezizales, Pyronemataceae. The record is from RefSeq and is a predicted model, not a curated record.
AUGGAAGCAGUAUUCCUCCUCAAUUCCGAUCCGAUCAUGAGUCCGAUACCAAACUCGCCCGCAUCACGCUUGCGGAAACGCACAUCGGCCCAGCCAAAGCCUCCGUUCACAACCCGCAAUGGACGGAAAUACCACAACGACGACUCGAUACCGUAUCCGCUCGCCUGCGACGUCAAGGAGAUGAGCCGGCAGGCGCUGUGGCACGAGCUCAGCCGCGAGCUCUACGGCGGGUAUUGCUGCACCGACUUCAAGCGCGAGAAGAUCCCCGAGAAGGUGCUCGAUCUGGGAUGCGGCAGUGGCAUCUGGAGCGCUAGCAUGGCCGAUUACUUUGCGGCGUUGGGACGGCCCGACAUCGAGUUCACCGGGCUCGACCUCGAGCCCACAUACAUGGAGAUGAAGGGCGUCAACUUUAGGUUCGUCAAGCACAACAUCCUCAUGGCCCCGCUGCCGUUCGAGGAUAAUUCGUUCGACUUCAUCUUUGCGAGGGAUAUGAUGCUGUCGAUACCGGCGAAGAAUAUGUACUCCGGCAUCAUCGGCGAGAUGAUGCGUCUGCUGAGACCGGGAGGGUGCUUUGAGCUCCAGUGCAACGACUACGUCAUCCGCACGAUCCAGCGUACAAGCAUCCCCUACUCGCCGACAUCGAGUGCCUACGACGUGAGCGGCAUGGUUCAACUCAACCCCAACAGCGAAAACGCGUUCAUCCAACAAUGGAACGAGCGGGUGCAGAAAGCGCUCAUGGGCCGCGACCUCCCGCCGGUACCAUGCACCCUCGCCGGCCCAAGCAUAGUCAUGGAAGACAACGUGACCGCCAUACAAACCAAACGCCUCGCUCUCCCGCUGGACACGAUCUGGUGGGAAUCACCAAACGUGGAUUCUGCAUCUGACACCUCCAGCUCCACCUGCUCGAAGCGACGGAGUACCGGCGGCAGCAGCGUCGAAUCCCUCGCGGGCUCGUCGAAACAGGUCUUUCGGAAACGGAGAGGCAGCGGCGCACAAUCGCACCACUACAGCAAUCGGAGAUCCUCCACCUCCAUCGACAGCUGCUACCCGUCCCCGCUGGCGGACGAGGAGCGCGCCGUACGACAGCUCGCAAAGCUCGCGUUCGUCCAGCUCAUCGAGGCUAUGGAGCCUAUGCUGCGGGACGCGAACGAGAUUGACCUCGACGAGUGGGAUGGCUGGUACCGUGAGCUGAUGUGGAACUGGUUCGAUGGCCAUGGGCUGCGCGGCGCCAUUCAUGAGGAGAAGCUGGAGGAGAAGCAGGAGGAGCAGGUGGAGGAGCAGGAGGGGGAUACCUACUCGUUCAAACAUCACAUCUCGUCCGAGAUCUCAGAAUCGAGAUAUGCCGUAUGCAGGCGGGCGGGCGCCGGGCGGCACGCAAGAGCAAGAGGAUGCACCACCACUUCCCACGGUUACGAUAGCGAUACAAAGAUGCCGACGAACACUCCGACCGACACUCCGAACCCCCCGAACCUGCCGGACUUUGAUACGAGCUUUGCGAACGAUGCUGACAUCGCCUCCUUCGCGCGUGCAAUCUCCGCGCCGGACCCAGACAGCGACGACCACUUCAUCAGCGCCUUGAACGACUGGCGGCCCGUACGGGAGCGUAUACGGCCCAAGCCCGCCCCUUCCUCCGCCUCCUCCAUACCACGGCGGGGUCGGGGGCGAAGACGGAAACCGGGCAAAGACGAGACGCGCGAGGGCUUCGUGUACGCGCUGCUGAAGUGGCCGCUGCUGGUGGUGGUGGCCGCGUGGAUGGCGGUUCUCGCCGCACUCUAUGUUAUGACCCGCUUCUAUGUCAGCCAGUAUGAGUACUGGAUUACGUGGCGCGGCGAGAGGAAUCGGCUGCGCGCGCGGCUGAGGGCCGCGAGGGGGUACGGGGAGUGGUGUCAGGCUGCGGAGAGGCUCGACGAAUACUUGGGGGUUGAUGCCUGGAAGGAGGAGGACGCGUUUGCGUAUUAUGACUUUCAGACGGUGAGGAGGAUCGUGAGGGAGCUGAGGAGGCUGCGGGAGGGCGCGGAGGCGAAGGCGGAGGAGCGGGAGGGUGAGGGGGAGCAAGAAAGGAUCGUCCAUGAGCUUAGGGAGCUCGUCGAGAUGUGCGUUAAGAAUAAUUUUGCGGGCAUAGAGAGCGCGCGCAUGUACAGCCAGAGCUAUUAUGGCACGAAGCAACUGGUGCAGAAUUUCGUCGAUGAAGUCGAGAAGGCGCUCAGGUUUCUGUGCGAGACCCCGUCGCUGUCCAUCGAUGAGAAGAGAGUGCUGUUUAAACACCUCUCGAGUAACUACGGCAAGACGGCUUUGUGUCUAUCUGGCGGUGCAAGUUUCUCAUACUACCACUUCGGCGUGGUCAAAGCCCACCUCGAUGCCAACCUCCUCCCGAAUAUCAUUACCGGCACCUCCGGCGGUGCGCUCGUCGCGGCCCUGAUCUGCACCCGUACCGACGCCGAGCUCCGCCAACUCCUCGUCCCCGAACUCGCCGACAAAAUCACUGCCUGUCACGACGACACCCUGACCUGGAUCCGCCGCUGGUGGAAGACGGGCGCACGCUUCGACAGCAUCGACUGGGCAUGUCGCUGUUGCUGGUUCACGCGGGGCUCCAUGACCUUCAAGGAAGCGUACCAACGCACCGGCCGGAUCCUCAACAUAUCCUGCAUCCCGUCGGACCCGCACUCGCCCUCGCUCCUGCUGAACCACCUCACCGCGCCAGACUGCUGCAUAUUCUCGGCCGUCCUCGCCUCCGCCGCCGUCCCGGGCAUCCUCAACCCGGUCGUGCUGAUGACCAAAACCCGCUCCGGAACCAUUGCUCCCUAUAGCUUCGGCAACAAGUGGAAGGACGGGAGUCUGCGCACCGACAUCCCGAUCCGCUCGCUCAACCUGCACUUCAACGUAAACUUCACGAUCGUCUCGCAGGUGAAUCCGCACGUCAACAUCUUCUUCUUCUCGUCACGGGGGGCGGUCGGCCGGCCGGUUACGCACCGGCGCGGCAAGGGCUGGCGCGGCGGCUUCCUCGGGUCCGCACUCGAGCAGUACCUCAAGCUCGACAUGGCCAAGUGGCUCAAGGUUCUGCGGCACCUCGAGCUCCUCCCGCGCCCCAUGAGCCAGGACUGGAGCUCCGUGUUCCUGCAGAAAUUCGACGGCACAAUCACUAUCUGGCCGAAAACGGCGCUCAGCGACUUUUGGUACAUCCUCGCGGAUCCUACUAGGGAGCGGCUCGCGAGAAUGCUAGAGAGUGGGCAAAGGUGCACGUACUCCAAGCUGAAGUUUGUUGAGAAUCGGCUCAAGAUCGAGAGGAUGGUCGAGCACGGCCGCGACCUGACCCGCUUCCGUGGCGGCGGCGGCCUCGAGAUCGAGAUCGAGGAGGCACCUAGUAGCAACGAUCUCCGCCGGCUCGCAAGGGAGCAGAAACAUCUGCUGCGCUCGUGGGGCAGCGAGGAGCUAGAGCUCGACUGGAGCAGUGCCAGUGUUAGUGAUUCCGGCGAUGAGGGGAGGGCUGGGCCGGAGACUGCUGAGGCGGUGGGGGUGGAGAAGUUUGAGGCCCGCGGGGAGACGGUGUUGGGUGCAUAA